This is a messenger RNA of Plasmodium cynomolgi strain B, 726 nucleotides long. RefSeq names its product RAD protein. NCBI's taxonomy places the organism in Eukaryota, Apicomplexa, Aconoidasida, Haemosporida, Plasmodiidae. The transcript has 2 exons. Bases 1 to 726 code for a protein of 241 amino acids. The record is from RefSeq and is a predicted model, not a curated record.
AUGGCAAAAAAUUUUAAUUUAAAAAAAUUCGGAUUAUCAAUAUGCAUCACGUCGUUGAUUGUUCUGGCGAACUUGUUCCUAAUGGAAAAUGUUUGCACGUGGAGCCCCAAUAAAAACGUAUUCCCUGAAUUGGAGGUACGUGGCACAGGACCAAGGCAGCUAGCCGAAUCAUCAAUAGACGUAGAAAAUUCUCACUCAACUAAAUUGUACGAAAACGAGACACUCAAUCAAAUUGAAGAAGAAAAAGGUACUAGCUCCAAUAAUUCUGAGUUACCAUUCGGAUGUAAAGAAUCCGAAAUUUAUAGAAAUUUAACAGUGGAUGAAUUAAAUAAACUAAUUACUUCCUGUUUAUUUUUCGUAAGCAAUCGAAAAGCCUUUGUCGUAUUUCACCAUUAUACAAACUAUUUAAGAUCCUGCUUCCACAACAUGAUAGAAGAUUUAUUAUAUCAUUUUAAAAAAUCAGCAAAACAACAUGGAGUUUCAGAAGAAUAUCAAAAUGAAUGCUGGAACCAAUGUAAAGAUGAGCUUAUGAUAAAUUUAAACGAAAUAGAAUAUAUUUCUCGAAAUAAAUUUUAUCUUUUCCUACAGAGAAAAAUCAUAUUUGAUUCUGAAUUUUUUGCAUUUUUGGAAAAAUAUCAAAACACCUGGUAUGCUAUUAUUGAUGGAUAUGAAAAAAAAUGGACUACAUUUUUGAAAGACAAAAUAAAGUCCUAUAAACCGCAGUAG